AUGGAGAUCCCAGGUAUUGACUUCAUGAAGUCGCUAGAAGACCUUUUCUCUGAAGCUGGCGCGAAUGGCCGUGACGCGAAAACCGAGUUUGUACACCUGCGUAGCAGCCUCAUCGACUUCAUCACUACUGUUAGCGGCGGCGGUUUGACUACUGCUAAAGCCCGAGCAAAAUAUAAUCUCAAGUUCACUGAUGGAACUGAGCCCGAGACGCACAUUGCCUUCUUCCCAUCGAACCACAAUAUUACAGAGAAGCGCCCUCAACUGGAUGCUGCAACCACCGCCAAGGAGUUUAUUGAGAUCCUCGGCGCUCUCUUCAGUGAACAGAAGAGCCGAAGCCGCAGAAAGAGGAGAUCCAAUAAAAAGAGAUCCAAUACCACUCCGCCGGAAAGUCCUAUGAACAACGCCCAGAAACGCCUUGAGGCAGACGCUGCGAACAAGACUCUGUCAACAACUGAUGACAGCCCAAGAAAACGAAUCAAGCUAAACACGAGCAAGAAUAAAAGCGACGUCUCCGAACCUGCAGUUUUCAGCACUGCACAUCAGUCAAAGGACAAUACUCCCACUGAGUUUCCCAGUACUGAGAAUACGGUCAACGAUGACGGCACUAGUGUGCUGGUCCCUAUGGACAUCGAUUCUGGCGCUGCCUCGUCUCACGACAAAGGAGAAGAGAUGAACGGGGAACAGACACCGGCUGACGGGCAAAAACACCAUGGCUCUGCUCUCGAGGGGCCUUCACAAGAUCGAAAAGAUACGCACAUGAACGAUGCCGACAUCGAGACUUUACCUGCAUACUGCAGGUCGGAUAUUCUUGAAGUUGUCGCAGCCGCAGAGAGGAUCGAAGAAAACCAGUGGAAAGAUUUCAAACCAAAGCUUCUCGAGAUGCUGGGUCAAAUGCACCAGGAGCCGACACCAGAGCAACAUGAAAAGGCACUGAAGCGUCUAAGUAUAGCAGUUGCCCAGACGGAGCAAGAGAGGUCUCUUAUUCCCGUCGAAGCCUGGAAGAAGUACGAGGAAAAGCUUACAGAUGAAACGAAGAAGGGUUUGUUUGAUUGCUUGUGGUCUAGAAGGCUCUUCAAGGUCGGCAAGAUCAUCUACCUACAAGAGGAAGAGGUUGCCAUGGAGAGCCAGUGCUGGGAGCGCCUUCGGGCCGCAGCCCGUAUAUGUGCGAUCCUGAUCGAAAUGACUGCCAAACCAGAGGAACAGGAUAACCAGAAUGAUACCGACCUGUGGCUUAUUGAGAAACUUGGAGAUAUUAGCUUUCUGGAGAAGCUGUUUGCAUGCAAGGAGCGGCUUGGGGCGAUCAAGGGCACAGGAAGAGAUUGA
This is a messenger RNA of Fusarium odoratissimum NRRL 54006, 1323 nucleotides long. RefSeq lists its product as uncharacterized. The record is from RefSeq and is a predicted model, not a curated record. The transcript has a single exon. Lineage: Eukaryota; Fungi; Ascomycota; Sordariomycetes; Hypocreales; Nectriaceae. Bases 1 to 1323 code for a protein of 440 amino acids.